This is a messenger RNA of Diatraea saccharalis (sugarcane borer), 1716 nucleotides long. NCBI's taxonomy places the organism in Eukaryota, Metazoa, Arthropoda, Insecta, Lepidoptera, Crambidae. The record is from the annotation of a GenBank genome assembly.
AAACUAAAUUAUUUGCGAAGAUAUUUGUUGCAAUCUGAUGUGCUGUGCGUAAAUAUUCAACUUGAAAUGUACGCACAUAAAUAAAAGUGAAAAUUUACAUGCGUUAGCUAAUGUCUUCGAGCAGAAAAUAAGUAUUCAAAGAUUCGUUUUUCUCUUACAAUGUUUUAUGGAGAUUAAAGUGACGCAAACAGUGAUUAAAGUGAUAAUAUGGAGAUUUGAUAUUGCAAUACAAACAUAUUUUUGUCUGUGGUUAUAAAACAAUGAUAUAAAUGUAUCGUAAAACUAUUCAUCGAUAACAACACGACUCUUCGCUGGUCUUAGACAAGAGAUAACUUUGUUUGUUCAAGACCAUAUUACCUAGAUUCUUGGUACGAUUAUUUGUGUUGAAAAAAGUUGGGAUAUGACAACAUACGUGAUAUCACUUACAACGUGAUUUCUUUUUGAUAUCUUCAUUAUUUUGAUAAGUUUUGUUUGUAAAUAGUUUUAUAAUUAGGUAGAUACCUACUCUGAAAUAUGCUAUUCCACUUUGCUCACGGUAAUCAAACAUCAUAAAGUAUGAGACAAAACGACGCGUAAUCUUUAAAGUAAAUAAAAUUAAUCGGCUAUUUCCACGUACUCAUAUCUAUUUUUUACCUUGGAUUUAAUAGCAGAAUAAAGGUUUUAAACGUUCUAAAGCUAAAAGCAUAUUGCUUAUAGAAUUGUAUAGUUAUUUGACUACAAAACAGACUUGUUUCUUUUAAUAAUAACUAAAAAAUGGCUUUGGAAUAGAAUGUAAAAUUAUACCUACACUGUAAUAUUAAAAUGCUUUAAAAGUCUUAAUCGCUAAGAUGGAUUAAUAUAAUUAUAAGCGAAUAUACUUUUAUUGUGUUUUUGCUAGUUUUAGAUUAGUUAGUAACUAUAUAAAAGAAAGUAAAUUUAUCUGAGAAAUUUAGAUCAUUGGAAUGGCGAACAGAAUUUGGGUUGCCGUCGGCAUUAUUUUAAGCUUGUCGAGCCAAGUACAGAGUGCCGUAGACUGUAAUACCACGGGAGUUGGUCGCUUCGCCGAUCCAACAGAUACCACCUGUAAAAAAUAUACGCUCUGCGUCUACAACUCCAGUACUAAAAUCUACACUUCAUACAAUUACACUUGUCCAACCACCCUCUUUAAUCCAAAUACCGGCACAUGUUCUCCAGAUUACGUAUGUGAAGUAACGAAUCCGGCAUCGAGUCUAUGUACAGAAGACGGAUAUAUACCCAAUCCGAAUUCGAAUUGUACUGGUUUCAUAGAGUGCGUCAAAAUCAACAACACUUUUACCGCAACGAAUUAUUCAUGUCCGGAUGAUACGUUCUUCAAUCCCAACACUACUCUAUGUGAGACCAGUUAUAAAUGCCCGACACCAACUUUCACCUGUACAGCAGCAGGACGCUUCGCUAAUGAAGCUGACAGUACUUGCCAAACAUACUACAUGUGCGUAUUAGUAUCGUCUAAUGGAACAUACGUACAAGAAAAAUACAAUUGUCCCAGUACAUCAGUGUUUAGUCCUUCGUCUAGUUUCUGUACAACAUCGUAUGCUUGUCCAUAGUAUAUUCCAGUAGAAAAUGUUUGAUUUAUAAGAUUAAAUAUAGAUUUUUGAUUACAUUAUGGUUUACUUAAUAUGCUGAGCUUUGUCGUCUCAUUAUAAGCUGAGGAUUAAUGUUAAUACUUGGUUUAAACCCUUGGUUGAAUUCAUUAAAGGU